Messenger RNA from Acaulospora colombiana, 753 nucleotides. The record is from the annotation of a GenBank genome assembly. Lineage: Eukaryota; Fungi; Glomeromycota; Glomeromycetes; Diversisporales; Acaulosporaceae.
AUGGAAGAUUCGGUUCAUCGCGAGUGUGGACAAAGUUUCGUUGGAAAUGCACAGGACGAGGAAAAAGGAAAUCAAGUUCCUCUUCCGAAAAUCGGCAGUGAAAUGCCUGUCGACGUCAAAUUAGCUUCAACGGUUGUACCUUUGGUUAAGUCGAUCAACAAAAAACCCGUUAGGCCUUCCAAAGCGCGACCCAACUUCUUUUUGUCGGUCCGCCUUGAUUCCGAAGCGAUACAAGAAAAAUUCGUGGAAUUCUCAACUCACGUGAAUAGUAAAUAUCCGGAGUACAAGAAGUUGCUGAUUGAACCGUGUCAGAUUCAUGUGACUCUCUUUGUUUUUCACCUCGGAAACGGCGAAAUCAUAAAUCAAGCAAAGGAGUGUUUGGCGAAGAGUCAGGAUAUUCUAAAGGAAACUUGUCCGGAUGAUACGUUUGACGGUCGUCGUGUCGUUUACACAUCUCCCGAGGAGACCGACGGACUGGAAUUGUUUACAAAGCUCACCUACUCUCUUCACGAAAAAUUUAAAAAAGAAGGUCUCGUGAGAGGCAACAUUCGCGAAGAAUUCAAACCCCACGCGACUUUGUUAAAAAUCAGAAAACCCUUGAGAGUCAAGUCUCAACAUGGAGGCAUGGAUCGUGUUAUCAAGCAUAUUCCAUCAGAAGUUUAUGAAGGUUUCAAGAGUGAGCAUGAGAUUUGUGACUAUCGUUUGGAUGAUUCGAUGUUGGUCAAUGCUGAUCUUUUUUUGGUCAAUUUCUAG